Molecule: messenger RNA, 981 nt
Organism: Trypanosoma cruzi
Lineage: Eukaryota; Euglenozoa; Kinetoplastea; Trypanosomatida; Trypanosomatidae
Exons: 1
Coding region: 1-981 (326 amino acids)
Source: RefSeq, a predicted model, not a curated record
AUGCCGUACAGGCUGCUCGUCACAAAAAUCCCACUGCACGUGGGGGAGGAGGAAUUCUACGACUAUGUGCGUGCCCAUGUUAGCGGAGAGGCGGUGGUGAAUGCCCUUCUUAUUAUGCUGCCAGGGGGCGGGGGCGCAUCAACGCUCAUUUCAUCUUCCGGUGCUGCGCUGGUGGAUUACUCUGCCAAAAACGCGGCCGAUGCAGCAAGGCGCGUGGAUUUCUACGUGGACGGUGUGGCUGUAAUGAUGAAGGCGGUUGGCUCCGUUCCGACGCCAGGGCGACACACUGAGUUGCUGGCCGAAGAAGGGCGCGUGGCCUACCAGCGGCUUCGGCGCGGCCUGUCUCAUGCAGAUCGUUGUACCGCCCGCACCGAUGCGGCGGCGGGGCAGAAGCGACAGCGCAAGGACGAGAAUGUCGUCGUCGUCGAUGAUGUUGACACGAACAUGAAAGGCGUGCGGGAAACGGACAAUCAGAAGGCUGAGGAGGUUGAGCUCCGCCUUGUUGGGAUACCACAUGAUGUGUACGGUUCUCUUUUUGAUGAAGGCGUUGCGGGCUCAGGGUCUCAUACAACACGUCAAUCCACCGUCGACCUCUUCACGGAUGUCGCCCUCACCAUUCGCCGUGCGACUCUCGGGGAGCUGUUGUCGCUGCGACGCAUCACUGACGACGAGGCGGUUAUUCGGGUCUUCGCGGACACGGCCGAUACGCUACUGGGGCAGGCGGAGACUGGUCUCCAGCUCCUCAUACAAUCCACUGCCACUACUGAGGACGCCAAAGAAUUUCUUAAAGAGCCAAGUGACCAGCGCAUCCUCUUUGUGCGCCGGCCACGGCCACAGGUGCGAAUCACCGGUGAUAACUUUGCGCUGGCAACAAAGCACGAUGUGGUGGGGGCUAUGGCACGCAUAAUGGAGCUCACCAACGCGAAGGUCGCUGGCUUUAUUGACCCUUUUGGUAACUUGUUGCUUCCCUCCCUUAACUGA